CAAUUCGGCAACGUAACACAUGUUCUUCGAGAGGUCACUUCUUAUCAAAGAGACAUAUUUUGCGGCGGUCUCUUUGUCGAUCAGAACCAACAGCUUCUUUCCGCUGGGUCGGUGACCUGUCGUCGAUCACCGUCGAGCAAUAUGCAUUUAUGACGUGCCUGUUCCUUCUUGACAACCAGCAAGCUAUUGCAGCUCUCGCAGGUAUGAGAGAUACACAUCUCGGACAUUAUCUUUGAGUUUCUGAGAAACGAGGGCAGCUUAUCGGCGAUACUGUAUCAUUGCCAUUAUCAUCUCGACAAAGCAUUCGCAAAAUGGCUCAAAGCGCCGCUCUGUUAACGCGCAUAGUGGCAUCCUCCGUUUCCGCCACCGUACAAGCCGGCAAGAUAAUCCGGGAUGUGUUGAGCAAAGGUGGGCUGAACAUUGUGGAAAAGGGCAAGAACGAUCUGCAAACGGAGGCGGAUCGUUGCGCCCAACGGUGCAUCAUAACUUCGCUCAGUCGCCAGUUUCCAAACAUCACGAUCAUCGGCGAGGAAGAGCCGUCUAGCUGCGAGGUGCCGUCAGAGUGGAUCAUCACGGAAGCGGACCAAGAGGUGUUGCAAUUGAAACUACCGACCCACUUGGAGGACGUCAAUCCCAAGGACGUGUGCGUCUGGGUAGAUCCUCUAGACGGUACGGCGGAGUACACGCAGGGACUGGUGGAGCACGUUACGGUACUGGUCGGCGUGGCGAUCGGCAAAACGGCAGUCGGAGGCGUAAUUCAUCAACCCUACUACAAGAGUGACGAGAACAGCCCGUACAUUGAAAACGGCCGUACAUUGUGGGGUAUCGACGGCGCGGGAUUCGGGGGGUUUACUCCAAAGCCGCCGCCGGAUGGGAAGAGGAUAGUCACGACUACCCGCUCGCACUCCGACGGUAUCGUUCAAAGUGCCAUAAAGUCGUUGGAGCCCGAUGAAGUGACACGCGUCGGUGGUGCUGGCCACAAGGUGAUUCUUCUGUUGGAAGGAAAGGCUCACGCAUACGUGUUUGCUAGUCGCGGAUGCAAGAGAUGGGACACUUGCGCGCCCGAAGCCAUUCUUCAUGCAAUCGGCGGUGUUUUAACCGAUCUCCAUGGCGAACGCUAUUCUUAUAAUAAGGAAACGACGUAUGUAAAUGUCAGAGGCGUACUGGCCACUGCGCCUGGUCAGCCGCAUCAGUGGUAUUUAAGUCAUAUACCUGACGAAGUGAAACAAAAGUUACAAUAGGUGUGCCUGCGUACUACGCGGCUUUUCAAUUGGCAUCGUCCAAUGAUAUUUAAUAACUUAAAUAAAAAAUUUUAAUCAUCCUCAGUGGGUAUAAUAAAAACAUUCCGUACAGUUCUAUAUUUUUCAACACUUGAUAUCGACAUAGGGUUCUUAUUUAUAAAGCAAAGACGACUGUUGGUCUCGAAAUAAUCUUAAAAUAAAAUUACGACAAAAAAAA
Messenger RNA from Vollenhovia emeryi, 1458 nucleotides. Its product is annotated as 3'(2'),5'-bisphosphate nucleotidase 1. The transcript has 6 exons. The record is from RefSeq and is a predicted model, not a curated record. Lineage: Eukaryota; Metazoa; Arthropoda; Insecta; Hymenoptera; Formicidae. Gene Ontology annotation, molecular function: 3'(2'),5'-bisphosphate nucleotidase activity. Gene Ontology annotation, biological process: phosphatidylinositol phosphate biosynthetic process. The coding region runs from base 312 to 1241 and encodes 309 amino acids.